Molecule: messenger RNA, 1226 nt
Organism: Lontra canadensis (Northern American river otter)
Lineage: Eukaryota; Metazoa; Chordata; Mammalia; Carnivora; Mustelidae
Gene: NEURL2
Product: neuralized E3 ubiquitin protein ligase 2
Exons: 2
Coding region: 285-1130 (281 amino acids)
Biological process (GO): intracellular signal transduction
Molecular function (GO): ubiquitin protein ligase activity
Source: RefSeq, a predicted model, not a curated record
AGCGGGGGCCUGCUUGCGGUCAGAGUCCGUGGUCCUCCCAGGUCGUGUCGCGCGCGCCAGCCAUCAAAUGAUCCAGAUGUGGGCGGCCAGGAUCCCUCGGCUUCCCGGUGGGCCCUGUCCAAGCGGGAUGGCUGAGCAAGCGGCGCUAGGACCCCAGGGCAGAGCCUCGGGAAGGGCAGUCGGGGGGAUGGGAGGGUUACCUUACUUGGUGCCCCGCGGUCACCCUCUGAGCACGCCUCCCAAAAUAGCCCCCGGCGCCCGCUGGCCUGUCUCGUGGCCGGGAGAUGGCUGCUGUCUCCGACCCCGUGGCCUGGAGGUCCGCGCGUCCCGAGUCCCGUCCCACCCGCUUCCACCAGGUGCACGGUGCCAACAUCCGCGUGGACCUCUCCGGGACGCGGGCCACACGCGUGGAGAGUUUCGCUCACGGCGUAUGCUUCAGUCGCGAGCCGCUGGCCCCGGGCCAGGUAUUCCUGGUCGAGAUCGAGGAGAAAGAGCUGGGCUGGUGCGGGCACCUGCGCCUCGGCCUGACCGCGCUAGACCCAGCCACUCUGGCCUCCGUGCCCGAGUUUUCGCUGCCCGACCUAGUCAGCCUCGGCCACACCUGGGUCUUCGCCAUUACGCGCCAUCACAACCGCGUGCCCCGGGAGGACCGCCCGGAGGCAGAGGCAUUGGCCCCCAGCCGCCCGCCAGCCCUCCUGGUGGAACCGUAUCUGUGCAUCGAGCAGUUUCGCAUUCCCCGCGACCGCCUGGUGGGUCGCAGCCGGCCCGGGCUCUACAGCCACCUCUUGGAUCAGCUGUAUGAGCUGAACGUGCUGCCACCGACCGCGCGCCGCAGCCGGCUGGGCGUUCUUUUCUGCCCACGCCCGGACGGCACUGCCGACAUGCACAUCAUCAUCAACGGCGAGGACAUGGGCCCUAGCGCCCGGGGGCUGCCAGCCGCCCAGCCCCUCUACGCAGUGGUGGACGUGUUUGCCUCCACCAAGAGCGUGCGCCUGGUCCAGCUCGAGUAUGGCUUGCCGUCCCUGCAGACUCUCUGCCGCCUAGUCAUCCAAAGGAGCGUGGUGCACCGGUUGGCCAUUGAUGGGCUCCACCUGCCGAAAGGACUUAAGGAUUUCUGCAAGUACGAGUAAAGGCCUGCAGCGGCCCUAGAACCGGGCCACGAGCAUGUCCUGGCCCUGGAGCCGGCCAGGCCUGGAAAUAAACACAGCUGAUGCUGACACGGAUCA